Molecule: messenger RNA, 2387 nt
Organism: Brassica napus (rape)
Lineage: Eukaryota; Viridiplantae; Streptophyta; Magnoliopsida; Brassicales; Brassicaceae
Product: factor of DNA methylation 1
Exons: 9
Coding region: 268-2184 (638 amino acids)
Biological process (GO): gene silencing by siRNA-directed DNA methylation
Source: RefSeq, a predicted model, not a curated record
UUCGUAUCCCUCAGUCCUCACUCUCUUCACUUUCAGCCGUGUUCUCAUCUCUUCCCCCGUCGCGAGUUACUUAUCGUGCACGUGCGGAUCCCGUAGCAGACUCUGUAUAAUGAUGCUUGCUCCUGUGAUUUUGAUAUUAGCGAACUCAUUUUCCUAGGAAAUUGAGUCUAUUUGGGGCUUUUCCGUUAGCUUCAAUCUUCAGAAUGAUCUGAGCAAACCUUUGCUGCAUGAACUAUCCUGUGAAGUUUUCUUUCUUAUAAAAGUAAGAUGGAUGUUCAACCUCCACCUGAUGAAGAGUCCGAGAUCAGCGAGUCAGAGAUCGAUGACUACUCCCAAAAACCCUACCUGAAACUCCAAACCGGGCAGUACAAGGUUAAAGUAAACGGAACGCUGAGAUGCCCCUUUUGUUCAGGCAAGAAGAAGCAAGACUACAAAUACAAGGAGCUGAUCGCACACGCCUCUGGUGUUUCCAAAGGAUCCGUAAGCAGAAGCGCUAAACAGAAGGCUAAUCAUCUCGCCUUAGCUAAGUACUUAGAGACCGAGCUUGCUGGUGAUCAUGCAGAAGGUCUUCCACGUCCUUAUCUCCCUCUGUCAAACGAGUCAGAACCAAAGCCUGGUGAUGUUUACGUCUGGCCAUGGAUGGGGAUUGUGAUGAAUCCUUUGAAAGAAACUGAUGAUGACAAGGAGGGUCUGCUCGAUUCGGCGUAUUGGUUGAAGCGUCUUUCUAGGUUCAAGCCUGUUGAUGUGAAUGUGUUUUGGAUCGAACAAGAUUGUGUUGUUGGGGUUGUUGCUGAGUUUAACAGCGACUGGAGUGGGUUUGUGAGUGCGACGGAGCUUGAGAAGGAGUUUGAGAGGGAAGGCUGCAGCAAAAAGGAGUGGGUAGAGAAGAGGGGAGAGUCAGAGUCCAAGGCUUAUGGAUGGUGCGCACGUGCGGAAGACUAUAACUCUGAAGGGGUAAUAGGUGAGUACCUCUCCAAGGAGGGGAAGCUAAGAACCGUUUCAGAUAUUUCUCAAGAAAAAGCGGAGGAUAGAAACAGUGUUCUUGAAGAACUUUCGAGUAUGAUUGAUAUGACUAAUGAGGAUCUGAACAAGGUUCAGUACAGUUACAACGAGACGGCUAUGUUACUGAAGAGGGUCAAGGACCAGAAGAAAAACUUGGAGGAAGCUUAUGCAGAAGAAACAAAGAAGAUGCAUCAGAUGUCGAUGCGCAGUAUCCAGAAGAUCCUAGAAGAUAAAGAGAGGCUAAGCAAUGAACUGGAAGCAAAGAUGCUGAGACUAAAGAACUGGUCCAAAGAGUUGGAGAAAAAGGAAGCACUUACUGAACUGGAGAGACAAAAGUUGGAUGAAGAGAAGAAAAAGAAUGAUGCUAUGAACAUUUCCCUCAAGUUAGCCUCUCAUGAGCAGGAGAAGGCUGACCAGAACGUUUUGAGGCUUGUGGAAGAGCAUAAGAGGCAAAAAGAUGAGGCAAUGAGCAAGAUCCUUGAGCUUAAGACACAGCUAGACACCAAACAGACACUGGAAAUGGAGAUUCAGGAGCUGAAAGGCAAAUUACAAGUGAUGAAGCAUUUGGGGGAUGCUGAUGAUGAGGCGGUCAAGCAGACAAUGAAGGAGAUGAAUGAUAAACUGGAGGACAGGAAGUCUGACUUAGAACAGCUAGAGCAGAUGAAUUCAGACCUCAUGACAAAAGAACGUCAAAGCAAUUUCGAGAUUCAAGCAGCUCGGAAAACAUUAAUUGCGCGUUUGACAGGGUUGUUGGGUGCCGAAUCUGAUAUCGGGGUAAAGAGGAUGGGAGAACUUGAGAACUUGGAGCCCUUCUUGAAUGCUUGCAAGAAGAGAUAUUCUGCGGAUGAAGCCAUGGUUGAAGGUGUUACCCUUUGCUCCACAUGGCAGAAGAACAUCAAUGAUUCAACAUGGCAACCGUUCAAACGUGAAGGAACCGGGGACAAAGCAAUUGAAGUGGUAGACGAAGAGGAUGAGAAGCUGAAGAAGCUUAAAGGAGAGUGGGGAGAAGAGGUGCACAACGCUGUUAAAACAGCUCUGGAGGAAAUGAAUGAGUAUAAUCCAAGUGGUCGAUACAGCACCCCAGAACUUUGGAAUUUCGAAGCAGGAAGGAAAGCAACAUUGAAGGAAGUGAUUAGUUUCAUUUCCAACGAUAUGAAACCUGUGAAACGCAAAAGAACCUGAAGGAAGGAGGAAGUAGAAGGAAUGGGUUAAGCUUCAAGUCUUUUAAAAUAACUUAGAAUCAAGGAGCUCAAGUGAUGUAAAAUAAUGAAGAUACUUAUAUGCUCUAUGUAACCACCAGACUUAGCUCUUUAACUUGUGUCUUUGAAAGAUUUCGAACAGCUAGUUAUCCAAUGUUUUUAUUAGCAAUGUUCUGUUUUAUGCUU